Messenger RNA from Talpa occidentalis (Iberian mole), 3463 nucleotides. RefSeq names its product chromosome unknown C22orf39 homolog (gene CUNH22orf39). Lineage: Eukaryota; Metazoa; Chordata; Mammalia; Eulipotyphla; Talpidae. The record is from RefSeq and is a predicted model, not a curated record. The transcript is spliced from 3 exons. Bases 11 to 331 code for a protein of 106 amino acids.
UCUCCUGGACAUGGCCGACAACGGCGGCUGGAAGCCGCCGCGCCCCUGCGAGGCCUACCGCGCGGAAUGGAAGCUCUGCCGCAGCGCCAGACACUUUCUGCACCACUACUACGUCCACGGCGAGCUGCCGGCUUGCGAGCAGUGGCGACGCGACCUAAUCAGCUGCCGAGACUGGGAGGAGCGCCGGAGCGUCGACGCCCAGCGGUCCCUCUGUGAGAGUGAACGUGCACGAGUCCAGGCUGCACAGAAGCACGCUCAGGUGUGGACCCCAAGGCAGAGCCCUCCUACAGACUGGCACCUCCCUCUGCUGCAGGAGGAGAAAGACAAGUGAUGAGUACCCCUGCACAACCUCCUCUGGUCAGUUUCAAGUGGGGUUAUUGUGUGAUCCUAAGGACUCUUGACUGGCACAGUCUAAUGGAUCUCUGGGAGCUACUACCUAGCUUAAAACAUGGAGCCUUCCAUCUGCAGUCCUCUUUUCCCACUCCUCACUGCUCUGGGGGUGCCCCACUGCUGCUAUAAUCUACACUUGAUCUUAGCCAAAAGGCCGAGAAGCGAUUACUGCUGCUAUAAUCUGAAAGAUAGUUGUGCCCACUGCACCGUUUCCAGGAAGUCAAAUACCACUGCAGGUCUCUGAGCCUCCAAGUCAUGUGGGAUCACAUUUCCUCCUGGGGACAACAGCACAAAAGAUGGUUGUCCUGAGGUCUACAAUCCUCAGGUAAACUUUUUGAGUGGUGACCCUGAGCAGUGUGGUGACGUGGAGGGGCAGAAUAUGCUAAAUGGUUGUGCUACAACGAACGGCUUUCCUGGUUCUUGACUUGAAAAUGAUCAUGCAAUGCCAGUGCUGACAGUCAGCUGAGUUCCAUGACAGUUCCUCUGCAGAUACAGUCGGCCUCUGGACCUGCACACCGCACGCCUAGCCUUACAAUACAGCCCUUGGAGACUAUAGUUUUUAAAUGCACACAGCUACACACAGGCAAGUUUGCAUGAAAUGGAUUCUUGGCUUAAGAAACCCAAGCACAAGUCAUAGAAUUUUGAUCUCUUUCCCUCAAAAUUUCCCUGAUCGUUUUUUAGAAAAUGCAGAAUAUAUCAAAAAUCAGUUCACGUAUUUGAUUCCAAAUAUAAGCUGAAAAUUAAAUUCACAAUUUGAUUGUUAAAAUUGUUAGAUUUCAUACCUAAUAUUGUGCUCAGUCUUAGAAUUUUGUAUACUCAUACUCUUGUAGAUAUUUUUAAAAUACACGUCUAUACCAACAAGAACUAGUUUUCAAAGAAGUCUGUCUUUAUUGGGCCUCCCCGAUGGCUCAGCAGGUUGAGCACAGCGCUGUGAAGCUGUUGGCAGCCUCUGCAGCAUGGGUUCGAUUCGCAGCCAGCCAGGGAGAUACCAACAUGGUGUGGCAGACCUCCCCUGUCGUGCCCGCUGUUCCCCUCAGCAGUGCUUUCCGUCUGUCUGCCUGUUCUGCUCCGCACUCUGUCUCUGGUGAAUCCUUUCAUUCUCCCGCGCCUCUGGCCAAUACCCCAGCUAUUGUAUAAAUAAAUUAAAAAAAAAAAAGUCUCUUUAUUGAUAAAAUGAUUUAUCAUCUUAGGGUGCAUAGCAGGCCCCAUUGUAUGAUGCUGAGGAAGAGGUGGGCCCCCACCCUCACUGCUUUUCUUCCCAGGCAGUGGAACCCAUGUGUCUUCCUUAGCAUUUCCCUUACGACUGGGCCCCAACCUGCCCACAGACUGUGGGUCAAAUAUCUUUAAACUCAUUUCGGGGUGGGGGGACAAACUAAUCCAUCUCUUCCAAAGGGCAUGCACCAAAGACAAAAUUUUCUCUCAUGCGUGUUUUUUCCUGUUUGUAAGAAUGCCUGUGUAUGUGCCUGUGAGUGGUAGAGGUAUUUGUGCAUAGGACCCCAGAAGCAGAGGUGAGUAUAACAAGUCAGGAUACCCCCAUUGCGGGGUCAAGUCUUGAUGUGUCCACCUACCAACCAGGGUGUGUCUCUUCUGGCUGUAGCUGGUUUCAUUAGCAUUUCUGGCUAAGGAGGAGUGAGGGGAAGGCAACAAGAGAUCUUCAAGUAUUCUCCUCACUCUGAAACACAGGAAGUCAAGUACCACUGCACAGGAUGCCUGGAAUUGUAACCUGGGGUUGGAGGGCUGCGGGGGAUGACUGAAGCAUACAGGAAAAGCCUAGGAGUGAGCAGCAGCCAACACAGCAGUCAGUUCUGAGGGGCCCACUCAAGGGAACUAUACUUCCUGUUAUCUGCUUAUUUAGUGCGGGGGGCAGCCUACUGCUGAGUGCUGUUAGGAAGUGUUAUCUCUUCUAGUCUAUUCAACAAGUUCCACAUGUACAGAUCAUCAUAUCUGGGUAGAUGUUCAUGCAUCCACUCCCGUGUUUACUCUUUCACGAUAUCUGAGUGCCUGCUACACAUGGCAGGGUUUGAGGCCCUGGGAUUGCAGUCUUGAAACAGACAAGUUGCCUUCUUAGAGUACUAACUGUACUUUGGGGGACAAACAUUUAAACAGUAAGUGUAAAGUGAUGCUGAGCGCUGUAAAGAAAAUGGACAUUGAUGAGAUAGAGCAGUGUCACACUAAACUUUUGUAAUCAUCUGGUACAUACUGUUACAUAUAACAUCUGUCACUGACUGAAACAAGUUUCACAAAACAGUAUGUAUACCAUGUGAUACACAGACAUUUGCAAAUCUGAGCCAUUGUAAAUUAUACAUGUAGCAACUUGGCAAAAUGCAAGGAAAUUAUGCUGUUUGAAAAAAAAUUUUAAGGAUACAUAUAACCUGGUUCUAUAAGUGUAACUUCAGUGAAAUGGUAUAAUUAUAGGGAUAGAGAACAUUUUAUAGUGUUGGGGGUUAAGGAUGAGUGGAAGGUGGCGUGGGUGUGGCUGAAAAGGGGUACUUGAGGAUGUCCUGUGGUGAUGGUUGUAUUUGCACAGCAAUACAGCUAGUAAAAUCAUGUAGAACUAGAUUUAAACAUGUGAGUGCAGACAUAAAAUCUGAAAACGCUCUGAGUUGAACCAGUGUUAGUCUCUGGGUACUGGUGCUACCAUGGUGUAAAAGAUGGUAGUGCUGGGGGAAUAGCACACAGCAUCUCCCUGUAUGAUUAUUUCCAACUUCCUGUGACUAUACAAUUACUUCAGAAUAAAAAGUUAAACUGCUGGCCAUGAUGCACUGAAUUGAUCAUACAACCUAAUGACUGAAUAUCUUUUUCAAAAACACUACUAUCAAGCCCCUGCAAUGGACAGGGAGGUGGGAAAGGCCCCAGUUUCUGAGCCCUGACCCAGAUGAGGCUCACAGCCUGCAAGGCAGAGAGCGGGCCACAACAGGUCAUGAGGAACAAGUGCUAUAGGCUGAUAGUGUGGGAGACGGGGAGUGAAAGCUGCAAUUGGGUCAGGAUUCAAUUAUCUGGGUGGAAAAAGCCACAGGUCCAAUCUGACUUGUGUUUUCUAGAUCCCUCUGGCUGCUGUGCACAAGAGCUAGGG